Messenger RNA from Musca vetustissima, 1995 nucleotides. RefSeq names its product dynein axonemal intermediate chain 4. Gene Ontology annotation, molecular function: dynein heavy chain binding; dynein light chain binding. The coding region runs from base 1 to 1995 and encodes 664 amino acids. Gene Ontology annotation, cellular component: axonemal dynein complex. The record is from RefSeq and is a predicted model, not a curated record. The transcript is spliced from 4 exons. Gene Ontology annotation, biological process: cilium movement. NCBI's taxonomy places the organism in Eukaryota, Metazoa, Arthropoda, Insecta, Diptera, Muscidae.
AUGUCUUUGAAUCCGGAAGAAUAUCUAAAAGAGAAAUUUGAAAAAUUAAAUCUUAAAAUUAAUCGACAUGAAACUUUACAAAGUCAGGAAUCGACAAAAUCAGAAGAUUCGGAAGAAGUGAUGAUGCCACCACAAAAGGGGCUGGGAUCGAUUAGGACUACUUUGGACGAUAUAGAAAAUGGGAUUCGACAAAGUAAACUAAUGGUAAAUAUACCACCCAAUGGAAGAGCUCAAACAUUGGCCGCACCACGACGCCAGUUGCCGAAACGUAUGAACCCGUUCAUAAAAAUCACUUUAAAGAAAACCUCAGAUAUUGUGCUCUAUGAACAACGUAGCACAACCGUGUUGAGGGAUAGUGAAGAGGGUAAACUGGUGGAGGAGGAUAAUAAACGUUAUGAAUAUUUAACUGAGGGUCAGGGACGUAAACGUAUUUGUUAUCCUGUCGAGACCCAAACCUCCUUGGUUUUGACAAAAACUCGUAGCGUUAAUACCGAUUCCAUAGCCAAGGGUAAUGUAGCCUCAUAUGUUUCGAAUUUCGAAAUGUUUGACACCUACAAGGAUCUGGAACAGACAACACAAAGCGUUGAUGUGGAUGGCAGGAAAAAGAUGCAGGUGACCACAUAUAAAGUCGGUGGAGUGGAUCAGUUUGUGGAAAUCAACAAAUCGCCACAAUUCAAUCUGGCUCUGAUGUUGACCAUGCGCAUCUUGGCGGGUAAUAAUUUCGAAAAGUCACAAAGACGUUUUCGCAAUAUGAUCAUGCCGGAUCCAUUAGCACUGGAGGUACGCUAUAGCUAUCGCAUGGAUCUUUUGUGGACCUUUAGUAUACCUCUACAGCCAGGCGAUAGUCAAACCAUUACUGAUUUGAGUUGGUGUCCCAAUCAUGGUGACAUAUUGGCUGCCGGCUAUGGCAUAUUUGGAGCAACAUCGGCAUUGUUGGCUCAACGUGGCUGUGUUUGCAUUUGGAAUAUUAAAAACCCAGUUAAUCCUGAGAGGACCUACCACUUCGAUGUUCCAGUACUCGCGGUGGAAUUUUCCCCCUAUGCGCCACAAUUAAUGGCAAUUGGCCUCUAUGAUGGCUCCCUGUAUGUCUAUGACAUAAGUAAUAUUGAGCGACCUCAAAUCGCCAUGUCUCAGCGUUCCACGUCGCCCAGCAGUGAACCUAUAGCUUGUAUAAAAUGGAUAGCCCAUAGCAAAAGUGAAACGAAGCUCUAUGAUAUUGAACCAUUUUUGGCAUUGGCCCGGGAUGGUUCCAUUACCCGUUAUACUCUCAUUAAUAGUCCAUAUCUAUUGGGAUUUCAGUUAAUGAAACUCAGACGGGUUGAUGGUAAUGCUGAGGGUAUACAAUUGGAAAAUAAGCCUAUGUUGUUGGAGGCAAAUCGUCAUCCUCAGGGUAUGUACAUUUGUUUGGAUGCCAUUCAGAACGAUGUAUAUUAUUGCCUGACCGAUGAAGGAUGUCAGCAUAAAUGUUCGACAAAUUAUCCCCAGCAAGAGUUGCAUGUCCUGCAGCUGCAUGAGGCCGGCAUCAAUUAUAUGGAAUUCUCACCAUGGUCGCCGAAGUUGUAUUUGACUUGUGGCAAUGAUUGGUGCAUUCGAAUCUGGUUAAUGGGAAUUUUUAAGCCAUUGAUUACUCUGAAAUACCACAUGAGUCCAGUUUAUUGUGCCAGUUGGAGUACGGUACAUUCAUCGAUUAUUGUGGCUCUGCAUCGAGACACAGUUGAUGUGUGGGACUUGAGGCGUAGUGUUCUCCAACCAGCAUCGUCGACAAGGAUUGACAGCAAAGCCUAUUACACUACCUUAAGGUUAUCACAAUGCGGCCGUUCCGUGGCUGUUGGCAACGAUAAGGGCCGUGUUGAAAUAUUGGCUUUCGAGGAAAUGCCAUUCUCACCGCAUUUCCAAUACGAUCAUCUGGAGAAGACGGUAUUUUCGAUUUUAGCAAAUCAAACAGAUUUGCUACGAGAUGUCAAGAGUAUUGGAUAUUUUGGUUAUCCGAAAUAA